AUGCUUCACUCGUCCGAAGCUCACUGCGCAGACGAUGACUGGACUGGGCUUCGGGACAGGGCAGAGCGCCGCAAAAGACAGAACCGCCUAAACGUGCGGGCUCAUCGGAGGAAGAAGGCUUUGGAGACCAGUAAGAAACAACAAAGCCAGGUUUCAAUAGACGCGGGUGUUCCAUGGAAGGCAACACAGCAAUCAGGCACGGCUCGCAGCAUUCAAAUUCUUCAAUGGGUGGCCCCCGGGAAGCCAAUUAAAAAAGAUGAACAAGAAGGGAGAAAUUUGCCUAAAUCUUCCACACAAGAUGAGAUAAAUCAUUUUCGUAUACGUUCACCAGUCUCAAAGUCACGUUCCAAGACCGGGUUUCCCAGCAAACUCCCGUUUUAUUACGACGGGCCCCAAUACUGGUUUCCCCUCUGUCGAGACCAUCUUAUUCCGUUAGUCUACUAUAACGUAUUCCGCGCGACGAUCACAAACAUCCGCAUUCUCUCGUUAUACUCUCUUCUUGGCAACGACUGUACUCCCGACCUUGACACGACACCCCUCUUCCCGGCCCCGUCACAGAUCCCCUGCACUCUGCUUCCAACCGCUUUGCAGCGCUCAACAUAUCACGAAUCAUGGAUCGACAUAUUCCCUUCCGGUGCUAUGCGCGACAACGCCAUCCGCUACCGUGAAACGAUUGAUCACCACGAACUUUGUGCUGAUCUCGUUGGUUGCGAGGACGACUUCGACCGCCAGGAACAGCCAGGCAUUAUCGCUUGGUCUGACCCUUGGCAUCCUGAUGGUUGGGAGGUCACUGAGAGGUUCCUUGAAAAAUGGGGGUUUUUGUUGAAAGGCUGCGAGGACGUGAUGAGAGCGACGAACCGGUGGCGGGCCAUGAGAGACGAGGAACCGCUUGUGUGGGAGCUGGAAUAA
Messenger RNA from Colletotrichum truncatum, 909 nucleotides. RefSeq lists its product as uncharacterized. Lineage: Eukaryota; Fungi; Ascomycota; Sordariomycetes; Glomerellales; Glomerellaceae. The record is from RefSeq and is a predicted model, not a curated record.